Molecule: messenger RNA, 2910 nt
Organism: Bicyclus anynana (squinting bush brown)
Lineage: Eukaryota; Metazoa; Arthropoda; Insecta; Lepidoptera; Nymphalidae
Product: prenylated Rab acceptor protein 1
Exons: 6
Coding region: 63-659 (198 amino acids)
Cellular component (GO): Golgi apparatus
Source: RefSeq, a predicted model, not a curated record
AAACGUCAAAAUAGAAAAUAUCAAAAUCAAAAUACUCAAUUUUUGUGAGGCUCAAAUUAUUAAUGGCUGAGAACGUAAAUAUUGAGAUUUCUGGUGAAAUUAAUGCUACUCCGGAAAAGAAAGGAUUACAAAAGUAUGUCAAUGAAAUGGAAUUAUUGCUGCAGCAUGUCCGCAGCGGUGCAGCUCCGGCCCUAGUGAUGGGAGUGUUGAACACGCGCCGCCCGUGGACACAAUUUGUAGCCACUGAAAACUUUAAGGCUCCAGCUUCUUUACCAAGAUUGUCCCGGAGAUUUUAUAGAAAUGUAGAACAUUUUCAAGCAAAUUAUCUUAUAGUGUUUUUGGGCUUGUUUGCUUAUUGUUUAAUCACAUCACCUUUGCUGUUAAUUGCAAUGGUAGCAAGCUUUUUUGGCUACAGGAAGCUUACAUCUGGACCUAAUACUUGGAAGAUUGGUGGUUGGGAACUGACCAAGACCCAGCAGUACGCGGUGGCGGCGGCGGGCUCGAUGGCGCUGUGCUGGCUAGCCGGCGCUGGGGCUGUCCUAUUUUGGGUCUUGGGAGCAACAGUGACAGUGGUAGCUCUCCACGCGAGUCUGUACGACGCGGAGACUCUGCCGCCGAGCGACGACCCCGAGCAGUUCCCUAUGAUAGAGCAAGUGUGACACCUGCCGCUCUACCUGCCCACGCACGUCGCGACGCACGCACAGACACACGGACCCACUCGUAUGUUUAGCUAGAUAUACUAUAUACAUUUAUACAGGGUGUCAUUAUUAAAGAAUCAAACACAAUAAUGGAAGAUACAUCACUCAUAAGAAGGCUCAGAGUCGCUCUACCUGACGACUCAUGUCGCGACACACGAACAGACACACCGUGUGUUUAGCUAGAUAUACUAAAUACAUUUAUACAGGGUGUCACUAUUAAAGAAUCAAACACAAUAAUGGAAGAUACAUCACUCAUAAGAAGGCUCAGAGUCGCUCUACCUGACGACUCAUGUCGCGACACACGAACAGACACACCGUGUGUUUAGCUAGAUAUACUAAAUACAUUUAUACAGGGUGUCACUAUUAAAGAAUCAAACACAAUAAUGGAAGAUACAUCACUCAUAAGAAGGCUCAGAGUCGCUCUACCUGACGACUCAUGUCGCGACACACGAACAGACACACCGUGUGUUUAGCUAGAUAUACUAAAUACAUUUAUACAGGGUGUCACUAUUAAAGAAUCAAACACAAUAAUGGAAGAUACAUCACUCAUAAGAAGGCUCAGAGUCGCUCUACCUGACGACUCAUGUCGCGACACACGAACAGACACACCGUGUGUUUAGCUAGAUAUACUAAAUACAUUUAUACAGGGUGUCACUAUUAAAGAAUCAAACACAAUAAUGGAAGAUACAUCACUCAUAAGAAGGCUCAGAGUCGCUCUACCUGCCGACUCAUGUCGCGACGCACGCACAGACACACGGACCCACUCGUAUGUUUAGAUAGAUAUACUAUAUACAUUUAUACAGGGUGUCACUAUUAAAGAAUCAAACACAAUAAUGGAAGAUCACUCAUAAGAAGGCUCAGAGUCACACAGCGGGCGAUGGAACAGGCUAUGUUAGGAGUUUCACUGCGUGAUCGAAUCAGAUCGAUCCGCAGACAAAUCAAAGUCACUGACAUAGCUCAGCGAGUCGCGAAGCUGAAGUGGCAAUGGGCGGGACACAUAGUUCAAAGAGCCGAUGGACGUUGGGGUCCCAAAGUGCUGGAAUGGCGACCCCGUAUAUUAUCUACAAAGUGCGAACUUACAAUAUCCACAAUAAUGCGAACUAUCGUAAACUAAAAUUCUUACUCUAUAUAUUCCACUCUAUAACACAAUCACACUAAUAUUAUAAAGGCGAAAGUUUGUGUGUGUGUAUGUUUGUUCCUCCUUUACGCUGCGGCUAUGGACGCGAUUUGUCUGAUAUUUGGAAUGGAAAUAGAUUUAAUUCUGGAUUAACACAUAGGAUACUUUUCAUCCCGGAACAACCCAUGGUUCCCGCGAUAUUUGUGAGAAACUGAAUUCCACGCGGACGAAGUCGCGGGAGUCAGCAAUAUAAGUUUUUUAAUAUAAGUACGGCCUGGGUAUAGUAUUUAUACAUUAGUGCCCGUUGCCCUGUGAUUAGUUAAAAAAUGUAGGGUAACUAAGUAUUACAUUUUCAUAUUUGAAAUAAAACUUUGUUUUUUUAUUCAAAAUUAAUUCAAUAUUAGUUUUAAAUUCUUGUGAUGUCUUCAACUUGCAUUUGUUUCAUUAAUUAUGAUACACCCUGUAUAUGUAGGUACCUAUAUAUGAUAUUUGUCUGCAUCUAUUUUUAAGGACCUGUAUACGAUCGAACUUUUCGUCAAAACAAACGUCUUUGUCAAUCAAUUUGAUCAUCUGCUGGUUUGUUUCAAACAUUACUAAAUGAAUAAGGUUUGUCAAGCAUGCUUGAUCACUAACAGGGUGUCUUGGACUGCGUCUUUUGUCAUAAGUCUGUUCUGAAGUUGCAACACGCCGAACUGAGCAUUAGGGAUGAUUUAUAUUAGACUGGGUCAUACCAUAUAUGUGGUCCGGACGGGGCAAGGAUUUGAAAUGUGACAUACAUUUUGUAUGAAACAGUUGUUUAUAUUACACAGUGCACGAUCGGACGGAGAUGAGGAUCCUGAGUUCGAUACCCAGCUGGGCCGGUCGAGGUUUUCUUAAUUCGUCCAGGUAUGGCUGGUGAAGCCAUGCCAAGCCUUUUUUUUUUCAUUUUUUUUUGUCCAAGGCGCCCUAUCGCCUAUGGUGCGGUGGUACAAUGUAGAAACAUAAAGGGGUGUGGAUUUUCAUUCUAACAAGUUAGCUGGCUUCCAUCUUAGAUUGCAUCUUCACUUACAGUCAAGAAGUCAGAGAUUGCAGUCACGGGCUAAAUUGUAAAGAAUA